Molecule: messenger RNA, 2436 nt
Organism: [Torrubiella] hemipterigena
Lineage: Eukaryota; Fungi; Ascomycota; Sordariomycetes; Hypocreales; Clavicipitaceae
Source: the annotation of a GenBank genome assembly
AGCCUUGCAGUCCUUUUUUUAUAUACAGCGCGGGGAAAAGAAAUACUUUGAAGAACCAUUUCUUCGUUUCGUGUUUCUUCCGUCUCGUUUUUUUUUGCUUUCAGAGCCCGUCUGUCGUUUCUGUUUGCUGCUGUUUAUACUAGUAAUGCCUUCUGUUUUAUAAUACGCAUCCACUCAGCAUACACGCAUAUAGGCCUCCCGCAAAAAAAACAUCACGACUUCUUUAAUCAUGUCGAGCUCAGAAGCCGCGUUCUCUUCUGAUCCUUCGUACGAACACCACUCCUCCAUCUCUUCUCCCACACACAAUGUUACCGUUCUCUCCCAAGAGUCUGAGGACCAGGGCCUCGACACGCUCGGCCAUGACUCCAAGGACAUGGAGAAGCACCCCAAGGGACGAAGAAAGCGUACCGCUGCCAAAGACAAGAUGAUCCUCGAGGACGCCUACAACAACAACCCCAAGCCCGACAAGCAAGCGCGUCUCGACAUUGUCAACCGCGUAUCCCUCAACGAGAAGGAAGUUCAGAUUUGGUUUCAGAACAGACGACAGAACGAUCGACGCAAGUCUCGACCUCUUUCUCCUCAAGAGCUUGCUGCCCUCCGAUUUAGCGGCGUCAAUGGCAUGUCCUCUGCCCCCAUCAACUCAUACUCUUAUACAUAUGACCGUCCACACGCGUUGGAGCACGGUUUGCCUCCGCAAUACGCCGGAGCUGCACCCGUCCACCCCGCUGACAGCUCCGACGUGUCUCACUCUUCUCCCCGCCCGGUAGCUUGCACACCUGGCCCUGUUUCCAGGGUUAACCAAUAUGUUGACAUGACCCCUCGCCACACUGAUGGAUCGUCAUCACAAGGCUCACCAGACGAACACCUCUCUCACUCUCACCCCGGUUCCUCAGUCGGUUAUCUUGCCAACCGAUGGAACAUUGGUACCUCGUACUCCACACCUGCUUCGUUGAAGCGCUCCGCUGAUGAUUCCUUUGGCCCUGAGCCUCUCUCCGUGUCUACUCGUUCUGAGGGUACUCCUUGUCUCAAGCGUAGCCAUUCUCAAUCGCAGGUCAGACUUGCACUUUCUCUCGAAGGCAAAGCUGAGUUGAUCGCCAACGACGCGUCUCCCGCUAAGGACGUUGCUGAGAGACCUGCUUCUGACUUUGCCGCUAUUCCAAUUAACCGCGGGCUUAAGCGUAGCCACAGCGCGUUGCCUGCCGUCACUCUCCCUCCCAUCUCCUCCCUCACCAGCUUCCUUCCACCCCGUCUUGGCCGUGGCCGUUCUCGCGACGUCAACGCAUGGGAGUCAUGUGCUGACGCUGAUAAGCGUGAUGAACUUGCCGCCCAGGCUGAGCACGAGUCCAACGGCUCAGCUAUUGCUGCCAUUAGCCUGCUCCGCUCUUCAAGCGGCAUUCUACAGUCUAGCGCUUCUAAGCGUAACACCCCUGUGGGCAAACAACAGCAGCAGCAGCAGCAGUACAGCUCUCCCGCAUUUAAGAAGCAGCGUCUUAGCAGAACCAACUCUAGCAUUGGCCGCUUGGAGCACACUGGCAAGGAGAACGACUUUGAAGCCGACAAGCUCAACGGCAAGGUCAAGGUCUCCGCCUUGCUCAUGUCUCCUACCGACUCUGACAAGGAAAAUCUCAGCCCUGAUGAAGAUGGCAACGCUCGCGAGCGUAGCAUUCGCCGCCCUCUCCCCAGCACCAUCAAGACUCAAAACGCGCGCCGUCUCGGACGCGUUCUGCAGACAGCCAACAGCCCCAAGCUGCUGCCCCCACGAAUGAGCCUUUCGCCUCGCCGUAAGGGAGGUAAUGAUGCCAUUGAGAUCUACGACGACUCAGGCAAGCCACCCGUUGCUCGCGAGCGCGAUGUUGAGCGAUUCAUGCGCGGCGAAGUCAGCCCCAGCAAGAAGCCCGACAUGGACUGUGUCGCUGGUCUUCUUUCCCUUAGCCAGGGAGCUUGGCGAUGAACGCCGGGGCCGUAGGCCACCGUGCGAGGCUUGCCACGAAAAUAAAAGAAAAGCAUUUUGUUUCAAGCCAUGCCAGCAUACAAUAUUCUUAUUUUCUUUCAUUGUUAUGAAUGGACAUGCAGAGCAGAUGUCUCGUCUGCAUGUUUUCUGAGCGAAAGACAUGGCAUAUACCAGGCCCGUCUUCCGCGUCUUUGGUUCUUUUCUGGAUUGCAUAUUCUUCUUUUAAGCAUCUAAUACCCUCACUUCCGGGGCGUAUCCUUUGCAUUUUCUUCUUCUCUUUACCUCUUAUCCGGUGGGAUGGCGCUCUAGGCGGUUUGAUUUUUUGUGUUGCUAGGUUACCAGGGUUAUUCGGAUUUUUCAUGAAACGUUGUACGGACUUUUUUUCUUUGGGAGGCCUUGUACGGAUGGCAAUGUUGGAAAUGGAUAGGCUCUCAAUGCCUUCAGAGAUACCAUGUUAUGUAGGAAUGUUAUGAUGAUGUUCCCUC